Linum tenue is the source of this 3911-nucleotide messenger RNA. NCBI's taxonomy places the organism in Eukaryota, Viridiplantae, Streptophyta, Magnoliopsida, Malpighiales, Linaceae. The record is from the annotation of a GenBank genome assembly.
UUGACAAGCUCAGUGACCAAAUUGGUAUUUGACCUUCAAUCCUCUGCCUUUUCCAAUCGUCGCGUCUCCAAGUGGAUAAAGAUAAACCUACCUUGCGAUAAACCUCUGAAAAACCUUCCGACCACCGGCGGUAGUAGUAAUGUCCACUGUCACGGCAACGGCUGCCUUGUUCGCUGCAAAACCAUUCUCCAUUUCUGCGUCGUUUCCUUCCCUCUGCAAGUUUACGAUUUCCCAUACGUUUCUCUCCUCCGCUAAAGCUUCGUUCUUUCCCCUGCAACCCCCUCGCUCUUCAUCUCCACUUCCCGGGUUAAUUACGUGCAAAUCCUCCAUAGACGAUGACCAAGAAGAAAUAGCUGAACCAGACACUGAGUUGGAUCAGGAAUUUGAUGAGUCCGACGGAGAGGAUUACGAGUUUGACGUCGAUGAGCUCGAACAGGAAGCUAAAGUUGCAGUCAGGGAGUACUCAUCGUCCUUGUCCCGUGAAUUGAUAAUCGACGAUGAGGCUGAUACCAGAAAGGAAUCUAGGAAGCAGAGGAGGAAGAAGCUCACAGUUAAAGAGAUUCCAGAUCAUCUUCUCUCAAAGGUAGCCAUUGUUGGAAGACCUAAUGUUGGGAAAUCAGCAUUGUUUAACCGCCUUGUUGGGGAGAACAAGGCUAUUGUGGUGGAUGAACCAGGAGUUACUCGUGAUCGUCUCUAUGGAAGAUCCUUUUGGGGUGAUCAUGAGUUCAUGGUGGUGGAUACCGGAGGGGUAAUCACUGUGUCGAAAUCAAAAAAUGAAGUUAUGGAGGAACUUGCUAUCACAACGACCAUUGGCAUGGAAGGGAUUCCGCUUGCCUCUAGGGAAGCUGCGGUUGCCAGGAUGCCCUCAAUGAUCGAGAGACAAGCUACUGCUGCUGUGGAGGAAUCCUCUACCAUUAUAUUCCUUGUUGAUGGACAGGCAGGCCUAACAGCAGCUGAUGUGGAGAUAGCGGAUUGGCUAAGAAAGCAUUACUCCCACAAGUUUGUGAUUCUUGCCGUCAAUAAGUGUGAAUCUCCGAAGAAAGGGAUCAUGCAAGUUUCAGACUUUUGGACAUUGGGGUUCUCACCGCUCCCUAUAUCAGCUUUAUCUGGAACUGGAACUGGGGAGCUCCUUGACCUUGUGUGUUCAGGACUAGCUAAAGCAGAGGUUAAACAUUCUAGAGUUUCCAUAAAAUCCUUCUCCAAGUGCUAAGUACUAAUGGACUACCAUUCAAGCAUUGCACCAAAACUCAUUUCCUGUCUUCGUUUACUAUAUAUGAUGAAACCAUUUUUAGGUUUCCGAAGAUCUCCAUGAAGAACUGGAAGAAGAUUACAUUCCAGCAAUUUCAAUUGUUGGCCGGCCAAAUGUUGGGAAAAGCAGCAUUCUAAAUGCAUUGGUUGGUGAGGAUAGAACUAUAGUUAGCCCCAUCAGUGGAACUACACGUGAUGCCAUUGAUACUGAAUUUACAGGACCAGAUGGCCAGAAGUUCCGACUCAUCGAUACAGCUGGAAUCAGGAAAAGGGCCGCCGUGGCUUCUUCAGGUAGCACCACAGAGGCAUUAUCAGUGAACCGAGCAUUUCGAGCCAUUCGGCGUUCUGAUGUUGUUGCUCUUGUCAUUGAGGCCAUGGCAUGCAUCACAGAGCAGGAUUUUAAAAUAGCUGAAAGAAUUGAGAAGGAAGGUAAAGGCUGCCUGAUAGUUGUCAAUAAAUGGGACACCAUACCAAACAAAAACCAGCAGUCUGCAGUGUACUACGAACAAGACGUGCGAGAGAAGCUCCGUAUACUUCAAUGGGCUCCCAUAGUUUACGCCACUGCAAUUUCUGGCCACAGCGUUGACAGGGUGAUUGUUGCGGCUAGUGAAGUCGAAAAGGAGAGGUCGAGGAGGCUAAGUACAGCCACAUUGAAUCAAGUGGUACAGGAAGCACUGGCCUUUAAGUCGCCUCCAAGGACUCGAGGUGGUAAGAGAGGUCGUAUCUAUUACUGCACUCAGGCUGCAAUCAGGCCGCCCACAUUCGUGUUCUUCGUAAACGAAGCAAACCUCUUCCCUGAGACUUAUCGAAGGUACAUGGAGAAGCAACUCCGCAAGGAUGCAGGAUUUCCAGGCACUCCAAUACGGUUACUAUGGCGCAACAGAAGGAAAAUGGGGAAAAUGGAUGGUGCUGGUGAUUCUGGUCUCUGCAUCUUUUUUCACAACAUAGUCAUGACGAGGUAUGAUGUGAAAACUCUGGGGAGUGAUUUGGAGGACAUGAGGGAUUACUUCAGAAGUGGGAAGACUAAAGAUUGGGAAUGGAGGAAUGCUCAGCUUAAAGGGUUGCUCUCAUUUCUCAAGCAAAAUGAGGCACAGAUCUUCCAGGCACUUAAGGAUGACCUGGGGAAGCCUCAAGUUGAGGCUUAUAGGGAUGAGAUUGGGACAUUAGUAAAGUCUGUGAGGUUUGCUGUGAAAGGACUUAAAGGGUGGAUGUCAAGUAAUGGGGCAAAGAUGCCCAAGGUUGCUCUACUUACUUCUGGAGAGGUGGUUCCAGAACCACUUGGACUUGUCCUCAUUAUUUCAUCUUGGAACUUCCCAUUUGGAGUGUCAUUGGAGCCAUUAAUAGGUGCAAUAGCAGCAGGGAACACAAUGGUUUUGAAGCCAUCUGAACUUGCUCCUGCAUGUGCUUCUGUUCUGGCUAAUGUACUUCCUACUUACCUUGACAAAAAAGCUGUCAGGAUCAUUCAAGGAGGACCAGAAGUUGGUGAAAAAUUACUGCAGCAAAAAUGGGACAAAAUCUUCUUUACUGGAAGUGUAAGAGUGGGCAAGCUUGUAAUGGCUGCUGCAGUGGAACAUUUAACACCAGUUGCUCUUGAGUUGGGAGGAAAGUGCCCUGCAGUUCUUGAUUCCUUGGCGCCAUGGCCAAUGAAGGUGGCCAUAAAUCGAAUACUCGUCUCCAAGUUUGGCACUUGUGGAGGUCAAGCCUGCAUAGCGGUUGACUAUGUUCUUGUGGAGAAAAGAUUAGCUUCUUCCUUGGUGGAGUUGAUGAAGGUGUUGGUCAAGGACAUGUUUGGAGAAAAACCAAGAGAGUCAAAUUCUCUUACCAGGAUUAUCAGCAAGCAACACUUCUCCAGAUUGAAGAGUCUUCUCAAUGAUCCAGAAGUCAAAGCCUCAGUUGUCCAUGGUGGCUCUAUGGACGAAGAACAUCUAUACAUCGAGCCAACCAUAAUUGUAGACCCUCCACUUAACUCCCAAAUCAUGACAGAAGAAGUCUUUGGCCCAUUGCUUCCCAUCAUUACAUUGGAGAAGAUUGAAGACAGCAUCAACUUCAUAAAUGCAAGGCCAAAGCCGCUAGCUUUAUAUGCCUUCACAAAAAACCAGUCCUUUAGUAAAAGAAUCCUUUCUGAGACAUCAUCUGGAAGUGUGGUUUUCAAUGAUGCUAACAUCCAGUAUUGUGCAGAUACCUUGCCGUUUGGAGGUGUUGGAGAGAGUGGGAUGGGGAGCUACCAUGGGAAGUACUCGUUUGACACUUUUAGCCAUUACAAGGCAAUUCUGAGGAGAAGCUACUUGACUGAUUUUUGGUACAGGUUUCCUCCAUGGAACUAUCGCAAGUUGCUGCUGUUUGAAGCCACUUACCACUUUGAUUACAUAACGCUGCUUUUGGUCAUUUUGGGCCUCAAGAGGUCCAGAUAUAGAUGCUAGCUAGCCCCAAAGCCCAUCACACUAGUACUUUAUAAUAAUCUUUUGAAAUUUCGUCCGCAAUAUUUGUAAUAUAUUAAUUACUGUUGUACCGGAGUUUAAUCUUGUUAGGUAAAAUGUGUAUCUGAUGAUUGAAGGCGUUAUAUAAAACUAGAUUUGAACCCGACCCGUUGGCCGGAUGCAUUUUAUAAAUGGUAUAAACAGCAAUAGCAAUAUGUCCGUAGUAAUAUGGACAUGUUCAGUUGG